Bipolaris maydis ATCC 48331 is the source of this 1806-nucleotide messenger RNA. RefSeq lists its product as uncharacterized. The record is from RefSeq and is a predicted model, not a curated record. NCBI's taxonomy places the organism in Eukaryota, Fungi, Ascomycota, Dothideomycetes, Pleosporales, Pleosporaceae.
AUGGACAUCCUGAAGUGGUUGGAGGAGACAGAGCAGCACCACGUCCCUCAGGAUGCUUGCAAGCGCAAGCGUUUGCCAAGGCGAGCAAAGUCAGACAGCUCUUUACUUGAGCCUCUCCCUUUUCAGGACUCCCCUGUCCAGCAAAGGCCUAGAAAGCAAGCUGCCAGUGAUGUUCUCGUUGCUUCAUCCAGUAGCUCCUCAACGAGCAAUCGGUAUGCUCGCAAGCCCAGGCGGAAAACACGUCCCGACCGUUACGGGCCAAACAAGCCCGAACACUCAGGACCUAACAACUCCUCGAAAAAAGCGCGGCACAAGUCCAGACAGAAGAAGGCCGAGAAGUCUGGCCAAUUAGUGCGAAACUUCAAAGCCAAUAAUGUAUCAGGCGAUCGGCUUACUUUGAAGCCUUCAGAGCUGGGCUUGUUUAACAAAGGUCGGGCGUCGGCUGCAGUCCGAGGCCGUGGCUUACCUGAUCUUGUUUUUUCCGAAAUGAAGUUUUUGCAGAAACACGACGAAUCCAAGCCCCCACCCCAACCAGAUGUUUCCAGGAAGAAGCGCAAGAUAGAUCACACCAAAGACGAAGAGAUUUCCACUUUCUUCACCACAGGGCGGCAUACGCUGGCACAAAAGGUUCAAGACGAACCCGCUAGCCAUAGCAGCGUACGUGAGAAACAGCGGCGUCAUCACAAUCAUAGCUCGAUGACUGAUGUAGCGAUACCCACUGUCGUCGAGCCUGUUGAUCGAGUAUCUUUUCCAAAUCUUAAUGGUCAGCACCCUCGACACGAGAGUACUAGUUGUGUGUCCUGGUCUGGAUCCAUUCGAGCACUGAGCACUACGUCAGCACACCAUCAAGCCGAUGAUGACGCGCCUCAUGACUGGCAUGACUCGGAUCGCUAUGGACAUUGCAGGUCUAAACCGAACAGACCACAGAGAACAUUCAAACAGCCAGAGCCUCCUUCAGUAGCCAAGCAGACUACAGACGAUGCGCCAGGAUGUUUCAGAGUAUCCUCCCUGGCUCCAUCCCACAGCAGAGGGUACAGAUUACAGUCCUGUCCCCAACAAGCGUCGUCUCCAAAGCAAGUGAACCUCGUAGACCGCUCUGCGAAGCUCCAAACUACUGGUACAGCUUACUCAUCGUCAUCAAUGCCACCUGCCGUGCCCCCCUAUCCAAAUAUGCACGCAUAUCCAGGGUUGGCGGCAAAGCGCUCGAACAGCCCGAGGGUUGGAAGGCCGUCCGAUCUAAGAAAAGAACCACGUCCCGUCAGCAAGCAUCGGAUUUUAGAUGACGACUACAAUGACGGCGGCGAAGACCAAGAGACGUCUUCAGACCUCGAAAUGGUUCUCCAAGUUUGCAAAGAUACUUUCUACAACCAACAUCGGUCAGCUCCGUCACCAAGAAGUGGUGCCAACAGAUCAGAACAAUUGCUCCCGAUGCAAUCAGCAGACCGACCACACAGGACAAAUUCGCGUAUGCCGACGCAGCGCAUUCCUACUGUACGCUUUGCUGAGCUGCCUGCCCAACAUUAUGUGCAACCGACGUUUAGGGGCCCUAGUAUCUACGAACAACAGGCACAACACCAAUAUCUACCGUUGGGUAUUUUGGGCAAUGAGGCGGUUGGCGACGAUCCAUGGGCUUUCGAGCAAGAGUACAUGGACAAUGGCAUGGCAAUGGACUAUGGUGAUGGUGAUUGGGAUGAUCCGCUAGAGGAAAGCAUGUUGCACGGGUUGGAAAACCACAUCAGUGAGGAUUCUUGGCCUAUCAACCGUCAUGUGGCGCCUGGGUUCUGGCGGCCAAAUAAGUUGUAUUGA